GGAGUUUACUUUUCACACAUCCCUAAAUAACUCACAUGGACUUCCUGACUGAAAACGUGAAAUACGUUUUCGCCAGAAACACUGCACUGUGAAAUUUUCUUCCACCUUUGUGAUGAAAUGUUAACUAGCCGUGAAAUGAGCAUUCAUUGUGUUGCUUAAUAAAGGCCGCCAAAGUCAAAUGAACUUUGGAUUAUUUCCUGCCACUGUGCAGCUCAGAGGGAUGUUUCCUGUGAGCUCUUCAUCACACGCAUUUAUUUUGGGUAAUGGUACCAAUAACCACUUUUAGCUCUAUAUGUGAAGCAUGCAACACUGACCAGCAGCACACGCUCACCACUGUUUAAAAAUAACCACCUGUUGAGUUUUUCGCCAGCCACAGAAGAAUUUGAACUGCAACAAAGGGUUUUUAGUUUGAUAUCAGACACUCUAAAAGUAGGAUUUUGGGAUUUUGUUUCAUUUCGUGACUCGAGCAUCGACCGCAGAACAAUCGGUGCUUUGCAGAAAACGAACACCGAGGAGAAAGUGAACUUAAAAUAAUUCCUCCGCUGCACGACGACAAAGCACAACUUGCAGGCUGCCUUCUCUCUCAGGCACUGUGGGUGAAGUUAAACAAGGGAUGCAGUAUGUCCUCUGAUUUAACAGACCUCAGUCAUGGUGAUGAAAAAAAAAAAAAAAAAAAAAAGAGGGAGGGGAGGGAAAGAUUUUGAUCACAUGGGCCACGAAGUCAUUUUGAAAGUAUGCUACCAGGGUAAAGCCCACAGAAACACAAAAGCCCCGCAGUGAGCGAUCGCGCCCAUGCAGCCAGCAUCGUUUUUAGGGUUUUGACUCGAUCGGGAGCGACGUGCCGGUGGAUACGAAGCGGACGAGGGGGGGGUGACGACAGCAGAAAUGUCUAAUCAAAGCACGGACUUGCCGUCCACUCAGGCGAGCGUCACCGCUUCAUUUUCCAGCGCCUCCACCAUCACAGCCAUCAGCACCACCAUCGCGGACAACUCCACCUACCCUACCUCUGUGUUAGACAAGAUUGCAGCCAAUGAUGUAAUCGCCAGAGCAAAUUACGUCUACAGCUUCACUGCUGGCCUGGGCUUCUUAGCCGGCUGCUUCCUGCUCUACAGCUUCCUCCAGACCUACAGGGCUCAGAGACGGCUGGCAUGGCUCGACUGCCUCCUCUGGGUCUUUUGUGGCUUCCAGCUGCUGCUCCUGCUCCUCUCUCUCCAUGCUGUGGCCCACAGACCCCACUACCUGAGGACCACGGGUUUGGGAUGUGCUGCUCUCUCUUUCACCAUCAACACAGCGUCUCUGUGCGGCCUGUUCAUUUUAGUCCUCAUGGCGUACGUCCUCACCCUGGAUCCGCCGUCUCACGCCCUGCUGAGGAAGUCUAAGGUCUGUGCGGUGUUAGUGAUUGUUGCCUCUGUGCUGAUCUCUCUGCUGCUAGCUGGGCUCCGCGGACCCAGCGACGAUCUGCAAAAAGUGAGCGAAUGUUCCAUGGAUCCCGUCAGUGCUGGCGUCUCGUACGCGGCUGCCAGGCUGUGCAUGGUUCUCCUGAUUCCCUACAUCCUCCAGCUGGGACUUCUCAUAAGCGGCUGUGUCCGACAGUGGAGAUCUAAGGGGCGUUUCCUGUCCGGCUCCGAGGAAGGUCCUGUGUUCAUCACGGUUGCGGCGGUGAUGUUCUUCUGCCUGCUCUUCUACAGCGUGGUGCUGGUGAGGGGAGCUCAGCUGGUGAGGUACGGGACGCUGAGCCACCACGAGCGGGCGUUUCUGAGCGUGGCAGAGUUCAUGCUGUUCUCGGGGAGCAGCGUCAGCCUGCUGCUGGUGCUGUUCAUGCACCGGCCAUGCAGAGAGAGCCUUCACAGCGCCACCAGGCAGCUGAGAGACUGCUGUCGAAGGCCAGGGCGCGCGCAGCCCACCAGAAACAUCAUAGCCCCACGCAUUGAGGUCACAGACACGCUGCAGGACAUAGAGUCGUAGAGGACAGAACUCUUCUGACGCGCCAACGACGUGUGGGGUCUCGCAUGUUAGAAAUUCUUUAAAAUGUCUUUUUUUCUUAUUGAACAUGUACGUUUUUACAGGUGUGUAUUUUUAUCCUACAGUGACUAUUUUCAAAUGUCUUUUUAUUUACAAAGAAAUAAAUGUUAAUAAAUGUGCA
Mugil cephalus (flathead mullet) is the source of this 2143-nucleotide messenger RNA. RefSeq lists its product as uncharacterized. The record is from RefSeq and is a predicted model, not a curated record. NCBI's taxonomy places the organism in Eukaryota, Metazoa, Chordata, Actinopteri, Mugiliformes, Mugilidae. The transcript has 2 exons. The coding region runs from base 886 to 1965 and encodes 359 amino acids.